GAGGAGCUGGCCCGCAGAGACCGCGAGAGGGCAGAGGCGGCGGCGAGGCGCGACGAGGAGCGGCGCGAGUGGCGGCGGCAGUCCGAGGAGCGGCCCGCUGCCUUCGCCUCGCAGGCCACUCUGCAGCGGGCCGCGGCGGAGGAGACGCUGAGGCAGAACCUCGCGCAGCUGGAGGCCCGGUUGCAGACGGCGCUGGAGGAGCUCAUGGCCGAGCGGGAGGUGGCCUCCCGAGCGCAGGGGGUGGUGCAGCAGCAGCUCGCCGACCUGCGCCAGGUGCACGCGGGCGAGUUGGCCCGACUUCGCUCGGACCAUGCGCAGGCGGAGGGCGCGCUCGAGCACGCCAACGCGAGGGAGAAGCGCGAGGGGAUCGCAGCUGCUGCCCUGAAGGCGGAGCACGAGCGCGCCACGGCCGAGGUCGGCCAGCUGACCUCGGAGCUCACCCAGCAGGCGCUCUGGCACUCCAGGGCCAUGGAGCGGCACGGCCUCGAGGUGGACCGGCUCCGCGGGGAGCUGCAGCGCGGCUGCGAGGAGGUCAGCAGCCUCCGCGCCCAGGCGGACGGGGCCGAGCUCCGCGCCCAGGAGCACGCCGAGGAGCGGUUGCGGGCGGCGCGCCUGGAGCUCCUGCAGGAGCAGGCGAACGCGGAGCUGCGUUGCCAGCAGGCCGUCGAGUCCCUGCGGCAGGCCCACGCAGAGGAGCUGAGCGGCCACGAGCUGGAGCAGCGCAACCUGAGGAUCGCCGGGGAGCUCCGCGAGGCAACCGAGGAGCAGCAGCGCCUGCGGGCGCGGUGCACCGCCGAGGAGGAGGCCGCGAGGCGGCGCCUCGCGGCGCUGGCGUCGGAGCUCCGGGCCUCCGAGCAGGAGUGCUUGCACGAGCGGGAACUGGUGUACAAGAGCGAGUACGCUCUCAACGAGGUGCGGAGCGCCCAUGCGGACGAGCUGGCGCGCGUGGCGGAGGACCUCGGGCGGGAGGGCACCGAGAGCGCCGAGGCGCUGCUCGAGAGGGACACGGAGAUCCGCAGGCUGCGCUCCAGCGCCGAGGAGCACGCCCGCACCGUCGCGGCCUGGGAGCGCAGGCUCGCGGAGGCCGACCGCGACCACUCCGCGAGCCUCGAGUACGCCGCGCGGGUGCAGAUGGACGCGGACCUCGCCGCCAAGUCGCUGCAGGAGUGCCGCCACGAGCUGGCCGCGGAGCAGAAGGGCGUUCAGGGCCUCCAGGCACGGGCCCGCGCCGCCGCAGCGGAGCUCGACCGCGUCCGUGCGUCGGCGGCCGCCGCGGAGCUGGCGGCGGAGGCCAGGCGGUCGCAGGCGCUGCAGGUGCAGGUGGAGCACCGAGAACAGCAGGAGGUGGAGGCGAAGGCGGCCGUGGCGGAGGCGGCGGGGCUGAGGUACGAGUACGAGGAGGCGCAGGCGGAGCUGCUCGUCUCGGAGCGCACCUGGUGCGGCGUGGUGCGCAGCCUGGAGGCGCAGGUCGCCGCCCUCAGCAACAGAGGCUGACGAGCACGCCGUGCGCGCGCUGCGGCGCCCGCCUGAGCGCCCGCCCGCUCAUCUCUGCAACGGCCUCCUGGGGGCGUCCAGGGUGCAAGAGCUACACGUGGCCGCCUGGGCGAGUUGCUCUUCCCGGGGAAGCCUGUGUCGGAUAUUGGAACCUAUGCAUUGGCCCGUGCCGAUCGGCAAAACAAUGAAUUAAACAACGAUGGUUCAAUUCGCUGCACGCGAGAAUUCGGCACCGCCGCGCUCGACGCACACUUCCGGCCGGGCGGCGCGCGUCCAGGAGCCGCUGGGCGAUCGCGCGCGGGCCUCGCGAGGCGAA
Prorocentrum cordatum is the source of this 1810-nucleotide messenger RNA. The record is from the annotation of a GenBank genome assembly. Lineage: Eukaryota; Dinophyceae; Prorocentrales; Prorocentraceae.